Molecule: messenger RNA, 1545 nt
Organism: Vespa mandarinia (Asian giant hornet)
Lineage: Eukaryota; Metazoa; Arthropoda; Insecta; Hymenoptera; Vespidae
Gene: wus
Product: TM2 and DnaJ domain-containing protein wurst
Cellular component (GO): membrane
Source: RefSeq, a predicted model, not a curated record
CAGGUACGUGUCAUCGAAUAGUACGAAGGGAAACACGUUUCGUAGUCGUUCGAAGCGGUAGACUGGUGUGCUCGUUCUUCAAAUUCUUUACAAAUAAGGCUGCGAUAAUAUAUAAGUGGAAGUAGGUGAAUAUUAUAAAUAAUAUAAAUAACGAAGCAUUGACGAUAAAGGGAUGUAUUAUAGAUAAGAAAAAUUCUAAUUAAAAAGUGUCUACGACGGUGAAUAAUAUUAUCCUAAAAUAAAGAAGAUCGCAUUAUUCGAUUUAAACAAAUUGUGAAUGAGAAUGAAUAAGAUAGCGUGUGGAUAACGUUCCUUCUUGAUCGAAUAAAAAAUUUCAAAUAUAAACGAACAUAGGCAGGCAUAAAAAUAAAAAAAAAGAAGAAGACAAAAGAAAAAUAAAUGAAGACAAUGAACAACUCGAAUAUUCAGGAUAAAAGAAUUCAUAAACGGAAAUCAACAUUUUGGGCAUACGUUCUUUGGCUCUUUGGUGGUCUAAUCGGUGCUCAUCAUAUCUAUCUUGGCAGAGACGCUCAUGCCUUCCUAUAUAUCAGCACCUUUGGUGGUUAUCUAGGACUGGGAUGGUUCUGGGACAUUUUUAAAAUUCCAUCCUACGUGGCCGAUGCCAAUAAUGAUCCAAAUUUUGUCGAACAGUUCAAACAUAAAGUUAAAGCCAACCGCAAGCCACCGUUUUCUACUAUACGAUUUGCCGCUGGAAAUGCAGUUGCUUAUUUCUGGGCUGAAAUUUAUUGUAGUGCUAUACCGCAGGACGAGAUAAACGGGAUUAAUUUCCGGCAUUUGAUGAUUCUGACACCAGCAGUCAUUGCUCUAGGAGUUUGGACAGUUGGUAACAUUGGUAAAGAAGAAGGUACCAUAUGGGCAGCACUUGUUGCAGCUUAUCUCGUUUAUCCAAUUCUAUAUUACAUCGGUGAUGACACCAUUUGGGUAUUUCUCAUGGUGCUUGCAUCGAAUUUAGCAUUCGACACAUUCAGCAAACGAUGGCGUUUAAAACCAAAAAAGAAGCAAAGAUGGAUCAAAAGAAUGCUAGCUCUAUUCUUAGCUAUUAGUUUGUACUUUUCAUUGAUAGGUAGUUAUCUAUACUUCAAUGCUGUUAUCACGGACAGUGAAAAUGAAGAAAUUAAAUUGUCAGAUGCGAUUGGACACUUCUUUACUUCACCUAUUUGGCUUGAUCUUAAGGCGAGUUUGGAAGCAACCUGGAAUCAAGCGGUUCAUCAAGGAUUUUGGGCAACCUGGGCUCAAAUCGUGGAUCUAUCUGAUCCACGAGGUGAAAUAAACGCUUAUAAGGUUCUUGGCCUAUCUCAAACGGCCUCGCAAAGCGAAAUUACGGCUAAAUGGAGAACUCUUUCAAGAGAUAAUCAUCCAGACAAAAUUAAGGGUACGAAAGAGGAGAGGCGAAAGGCUCAAGAGAAGUUUAUGGAAAUACAGCAGGCCUAUGAAAUACUAUCUAAAGCUAAAAAUCGAAGGCAACGUCGAAAUCGAAGAUCAGAAUGAAAAAUUCUCGAGAUCGAACUAUUUUCAAUGUCAAAU